UUUUCAAAUUAAAGGUUUUCCUUAUUAAUCCCGAUUUUUAUUUUAUUUUAUAGGAGUGUAUAAGAUCGAAGUCAUGCGUGUACGGUGCAAUCAUGCAACUAAUCGAGAGAUCUCUUUAUGUUUACCGAGCGAUUAGACUACACAAUUGUUUUAUAUUUAAUGUGGAGUCCACAGAUAUUCUCUUCGUAAAUUUAAUUCGAUAUUUAGUUGCUUUUCGAGACGAUAUUAGAAAUAUCACAGAAAAUGUGGAAGAAUUUUACGUUAUGAAACUUCAGUUGGCAUUACGAGACGAUGUAGUAAUGAUGGACACAAAUUUAACAGUUAGAAGACGUUCGCGUAAAAUGCUGGAAAAUAUUGCGAAAAAAGUAUUAAAAUUGAUGAAAGAGAGUUCGGGACAUUCCCUCUUCGAAGGUAAAGAAAACUUUCAGGAAAUUGAAUCGUUAAACUUGUUUCGUUAUUCUUCGGAUAUUCCAGAAUAUUGUCGUCCAUAUAAUAAUAUAAAUUUUUGCGUUAAAAUAUGAAUGUAAAACUCUCGUAAUUUUAUAUACUCCUCUUCAAAUUUGAAUGCAAUUGACUUUACAAGUUUUAAAUAUUUUAUGCCUAAGAUAAGGUGUUUAUAUACAUUAUAUACAGAAAGAUAAAAAUAAUUUUAAAAUAUGGUAUUCUUUUAUACUUGAAUGGAUUUAAGAGAUGGAAAUCAUCACUCGAAAUUUUUACUGUUUUUAAUCAAUUUGUCGACAAAAUGUUUUGUGUUUUAUAAUAAUUUUUAUUGUUUUUAAAGAGAAUAAAUAGUUUAAUAUUUGAAAAAUCUGGGUUGUUGAAUUCUUUAUGAAUCAUUUUAUCACAUUGUUAUAAUGGAAAAUAAUUUGCUCUUGAGAAUUUAUCCAAAAAUGUAGGGGUACCCG
Molecule: messenger RNA, 905 nt
Organism: Centruroides sculpturatus (bark scorpion)
Lineage: Eukaryota; Metazoa; Arthropoda; Arachnida; Scorpiones; Buthidae
Exons: 3
Coding region: 93-521 (142 amino acids)
Source: RefSeq, a predicted model, not a curated record